AAGUCCUCUAGAGUCCGUUCAAGUCUAUUCAAGUCCAUCAAAGUCCCCUUAAGUCCGAUAAAGUCUCCUCAAGUCCGUCGGACUUUUCAAAGUCCGUUCAAGUCUAAAGUCCGCAGUUUCCCCCUUGUACCACCUUCAUCAUCAAUACAGCCCUCCGUCACAACCACAUUAGCUCAACAACCAUCAUCCAGCACCAUACAAACAUCUACAAUAGGAUUAAAUCGAGAAUUAGAAACAUUAAGAAGACGAUGUUUGCAUUAUGAAGAACAAUUAAUCGAUUUAAAAGAAGGAUCGCUACACUAUUUAAAAAGUAUAUGUGCAUUAUACGAGAAACGACCGCAAUUGAAAUCAACCACUGCCAAAAAUAUAGCUGAUCAACUUCCAUUGACAACAUCUGAGUUAAAUGGAUGUUUACAUACACACUGGUCACGAACAAACAACAACAUCCUACAGGCGUGUUUUAAAGAUGUCGAUCUGGCUCAUUUAAGUUAUCAAAAGUUAAAAAAACAAACGCGAACACAUUAA
Didymodactylos carnosus is the source of this 525-nucleotide messenger RNA. Lineage: Eukaryota; Metazoa; Rotifera; Eurotatoria; Philodinida; Philodinidae. The record is from the annotation of a GenBank genome assembly.